AUGUCCAACCAACAAUUUUUCUUUCUUUUCUCUUUGUUCUUUUUCUUCUUCUCUUCUGCCUUUUCCGAUGACCUCGAGUCAAUUCUUGCCCUGAAGUCUGCACUUCAGAAUCCUUCUGCUACCAUAUUCAAUUCAUGGAACCAAUCUACCAACAAGCUCUGUAACUUCUCCGGAAUAACUUGCCACCCAGAUGGCUCUGUCCAAGUUAUCGAGUUAUCCAACCAACAUUUGUUCGGCAAGGUUUCAUUUGAUUCCAUUUGCAAGCUCAAAUCCCUGGAGAAGCUCUCUCUCGGUUUUAAUUCCAUCUCUGGACCCGUCACGAACGACUUGAAGAACUGUGUCCAUCUCAAGUACCUCGAUCUUGGCAAUAAUCUCUUCAAUGGAGCUGUCCCUGAUCUCUCUACUCUCAAUCAACUAACAUGUUUGCACCUAAACAAUAGUGGAUUCUCUGGUCAGUUUCCAUGGCAUUCAUUGUCAAAUAUGUCGGGUUUGACUGAUUUGAGCGUUGGCGAUAACAAGUUUGAUCAAACCCCAUUCCCGGAUGUUCUCUUAUCCUUGAAGAAACUGAAUUGGCUCUACUUAUCAAACUGUAGUAUCAAAGGUUCGAUUCCAAAUGGAAUUGGGAGUUUGACGGAGCUGAGGAAUCUUGAGAUAUCAGAUAAUUAUUUGGAAGGCCCAAUUCCCACGGAGAUAACCAAUUUAAAGAAUCUAUCGAUGCUGGAGCUUUACAAUAACAAUCUUAGCGGAAAAUUGCCUAUUGGUUUAGGGAAUCUUACAAAUCUUGAAUUCUUCGACGCCUCGAAUAAUCAGAUUGAAGGCGAUUUGUCGGAAGUGGGGAAGUUAUCUAAUCUGAAAAGUUUGCAACUUUAUUACAACAAGUUUACUGGCAAGAUCCCACCGGAGUUGGGUAAUUUCAGACAGUUGGUGAAUCUCUCUCUUUAUGAGAACCAGCUCACCGGUGAGCUCCCUCAAAAACUUGGCUAUUAUUCUGAUUUUGACUUCAUUGACGUGUCAAAUAAUUACUUGACGGGUCCAAUUCCACCGGAUAUGUGCAGAAACGGUAAGAUGAAUCAACUUUUGAUUCUGCAGAACAACUUCACCGGCGGAAUUCCGGCGACAUAUGGCAAAUGCUUAUCGCUGCAACGGCUGCGUGUCAGCAACAACUUUCUUUCCGGCGAGGUUCCAAGCUCCAUUUGGGGAUUACCGAAAAUGGGUCUGUUCGAUAUUGCUCAAAACAAAUUUGUUGGUCCGAUUUCAUACGAGAUUGGAAAAGCAUCGUCACUUAAGGGAUUACGUGUAAACGAUAAUGAAUUAUCCGGCCAAAUUCCGAUAUCAAUCGUAAACGCAUCUAAGCUGGAGGAAAUCAAUCUGAAUAAUAACCAGUUAUCCGGCGAGGUUCCGGUGACAAUCGGGAAAUUGAAUAAGCUAAGCCACCUCCAUUUACAGAAUAAUAAAAUAUCUGGUUCGAUUCCAGAAAGCAUUAGUUCUUGUGUUGCUCUGUCUGACAUAAACAUGGCUAAUAAUUCAAUCUCCGGCAACAUACCAUCUUCUAUUGGCUCAUUUCCAUCCCUCAAUUCACUUAAUCUGACCGGAAAUCACCUGGUCGGAUCGAUACCGCCUUCCCUUUCUUCUCUCAAACUCAGCCUACUCGAUCUCUCUUAUAAUCAGCUAUCUGGACCAAUUCCAGAUUCUCUUUCUUCAUAUGAUUACAAGAACUUUGCCGGAAACGAAGGCCUAUGUGCCUAUAAAAUCCCCGGAUUCCGAAACUGUUGA
Messenger RNA from Impatiens glandulifera, 1773 nucleotides. Its product is annotated as receptor-like protein kinase 7. The transcript has a single exon. NCBI's taxonomy places the organism in Eukaryota, Viridiplantae, Streptophyta, Magnoliopsida, Ericales, Balsaminaceae. Bases 1 to 1773 code for a protein of 590 amino acids. Gene Ontology annotation, molecular function: protein binding. The record is from RefSeq and is a predicted model, not a curated record.